Suillus bovinus is the source of this 312-nucleotide messenger RNA. Its product is annotated as fungal fruit body lectin-domain-containing protein. The transcript has a single exon. The record is from RefSeq and is a predicted model, not a curated record. Lineage: Eukaryota; Fungi; Basidiomycota; Agaricomycetes; Boletales; Suillaceae. The annotation marks the transcript as partial.
GUUGCUGAGAAAAAUGUGUGGCAUAACGGGAGGUGGUCCAACACAGACUCGAUCCAGACACUCACCAUGGGCGGAAGUGGUAUGUCUGGUGGGCUCCGCUUCAUAAGCGGUACCAGGGAGAAGUUCCUUGUUGUGCUAGGCAUCCACAACUACAAGAGGUGGUGCAACAUCAACACUGACCUUGUGCCUCUGGCCACGGCAACUAAUAUUCACCCCGAGUACUACAUGGAUGGCAGCGCUCUAAACAGGUUGCUUGGGAUCAAUGGUCUGAGAUGCAGAAGACCAGUGCAAGGGGGACCAGGGUGGAUGUGA